CCAGAACUGCACGUAAUCAUUGAAAUCAUAGUAAAACUUCAAACCUGCAUGAACAUGUGGAAAUCUUAAUGUUCACGUCAUAAAGAGACGAAUAUCUACAGCUGUUUGCAGCUUGUGUGACGUCAAACCAAUAGAUGCAGAAACCAGACGCCAGCCAAAAGAAAUGCAACAUAGCAGCUGCAGAAAUGUUUUAUUUUCUAGGCAACGAAGAGGGAGUGUGUGCAGAGAGACUCUGAGAGACAGAAGCGAGCCGAAGUGAAGAACAUGUGAAACAGGAAGGACGGUGUGGGUCGAUGCAUGCGUGUCUCAGUGUGACUUUGACUUUGUGGUCUGUUUCUGGGUUUGCUGUAUAAAUUCUCAGACGGCGUCUUCCUCCUGAGCGUCAGUCUGCUGCACAGACAGCAAACUGCUGGACGUCCACACCGCAGCAGGUGACCUGCAGGCUCCACUUCAGCCAUGAGUCGGCGGCGGGUCUCGGUCAAAGAUCUGGGGGUGUUGGACUGUCAGGGCUGGCUGCUCCGCAGGAAGGGGGGUCGCAGCUUCCUGGGAAGCAGAUGGAAGAGAUACUGGUUUGUCCUAAAGAAGACUUCUCUGUACUGGUACACAAACAAGAUGGCGGAGAAAGCAGAAGGAUUCAUCAACCUGUCCGGCUUCACCAUCGAAAAGGCCAAACGGUGCAAGAAGAAACAUGCCAUGACAGCCAGUCAUCCUCUCGUUGUGACGAUAUUCAUCUCUGCAGAGAGCUUCACAGACAUGAACAAGUGGAUCAGUAAACUGUCUGAAGCAGCUGAGCCGUGUGAACUGAUCAACACUGAAGAGUGCUACAGUGAGGGCAGCGAUCAGGACGGAGACGAGUGUGUGUCCACUUCCUGUUCUCUGAACUCUGAACAGGAAACGGCAGAAUCUGGCGACGACCUCCAGCCUCUCAGCGAGUCUCCGCCCUGCACCGCAAUCCCUCCCGCGACACCGAGCGGGGACCUCAGCAGAAGGGAGGGGGGAGGAACUGUGAGUAGAAACAGAAGAAGAGCCUCGGCCGGCAGUGAACGCCUCUCCUGGCCUGAAGGAGCUGGAGGAGGAGCGUCCCCCCCCCUGCUGCACGUCGAAGAACACAGAGAAGAAGAAGAGGUCGUCCCUGCUUCGUCUCUUUGUGCAGAGAAGCCGCCGGAUGAGAUGGAGAGUCUCUACAAACACCUGCAGGCAGCCAGCUUGUCUCCGAUUGGUCGGUCCAGUCAGAGGGACUUCAGAGCGUCGUUCACGCGACGCUGUAAGAACGACAAAGUGAACGAAGAGCUUCACCUGCUGCGGAUCCUCAGCAGCACUCUGAAGGCCAAACAGUCGGAGCUGCAGGCGGUGGAGCAGAUCCUGAGCCAGCCGACUCUCGCGCCGCCCACAUACAGGAAGUGGAGACUCUCCAACAUCGUCCUGCUGCAGGAGAUCGCUCUCCGAACGCAGGCAGCAGGGGGCGCUGCAGAGCCGGGACCCGGGGGCGCUGCAGAGCCGGGACCCGGGGGCGCUGCAGAGCCGGGACCCGGGGGCGCUGCACAACAGUCCACGUAGCGCCUGUUUUAGUGUCUUAGACGUGAUUUAAAAUGUUAAUGAUUCCUUUUAAAGCUCUGUUCUCGCACAUCGCUCUUCAUGUUCACUGUCGUAGUGAUGCGUACCCCUCGUGGUAGAUUACUGUUUUUAUUUACUAUUUAUCUGUUCAAAGUUCUAUUUAAAUACAAUAAUAAUAAUUAUUACUAUUGUUUUACGUAACGUUGAUGAACGUGUUCCAAGUGACUUCUUAUGUGACUUUAAUGUCGGGUGCUGAACGAGGAAGUGAAAGGUGUACGUCACAUCUGAUGACUCUGAGCUGCUGUGACGACACGUCGUGUGCGGAGCAAUAAAGAUCUCGUCUUAAGUACUAUUUUAUUACGUACUUGUACUCAUUUAUACUUCUAUUCCACUACAAUUUGGCCCAUUUUGUUCUUUGUACGGCACUAAAUGUAUUUUAAAGCUUUAGUUACUUUGCUGAAUUAGAUUAUUAAUACAAAAUAUAAAUAAACUAUCUUAUAUUAUUGUGUGGUUAAAUCUUUUAGAAUUGUUCCGUUUUAUUUGUGUAUUUUUAAUCGCCUGAUAUUUUUGAUGUUUUUACAAAAGAAACAUUGUGAAAAUGUCACUUUGGUAAUUGUGUAGUUAUUUCUAUUUAUUUAUUUAUUUUCUUUACUGUUUUUACACCAAAUUGAAUUAAUUUAAUCAUGAAUUGAAAAUGACCUCAACCAACAGUAAAAUCCUGCUUUUACAGUAAUGCAUGAGUAAUACUAAUCUAAUGAUAUCAUAUAUCAUGGUAUUAUAUUUUAAGUACUGUUUCUUACAUACUUUUAUUGAAGUAAUAAAAGUAUUGUUUUAUACAGUGUGGUAUACCAUGGCAUUAACUUCUCUUAACUACAAGAG
This is a messenger RNA of Cottoperca gobio, 2433 nucleotides long. Its product is annotated as interactor protein for cytohesin exchange factors 1-like. The transcript is spliced from 9 exons. The record is from RefSeq and is a predicted model, not a curated record. Lineage: Eukaryota; Metazoa; Chordata; Actinopteri; Perciformes; Bovichtidae. Bases 457 to 1557 code for a protein of 366 amino acids.